Messenger RNA from Gymnodraco acuticeps, 6403 nucleotides. RefSeq names its product nidogen-1-like. Gene Ontology annotation, biological process: cell-matrix adhesion. The transcript is spliced from 20 exons. The coding region runs from base 142 to 4170 and encodes 1342 amino acids. Gene Ontology annotation, molecular function: calcium ion binding. Lineage: Eukaryota; Metazoa; Chordata; Actinopteri; Perciformes; Bathydraconidae. The record is from RefSeq and is a predicted model, not a curated record.
UCCUCCAUCCAUCCAUUCCUCCCGCCUCUCCUUUCCCAUCAGUCUGCCUCUUGUUACCCGCUCAUCUCACCUGAUCCCCGGCUUACUUCUCCAAGAAACACCGCUAUUUCUAACUUUAUCUGUGGAGCAUUUGUGGAGAAAAUGAGUCCCCGGUACCGGAGCUGGUUGUGGUUCUGGUCGUGCUUGCUGAGCCUGAGUGUUUUGACCCAUGCUUUGGAGCUGGAGGAGCUGUUUGAGUUCGGAGAAGAAGCCGGAGACCAGCAGCUGAAACCCGGGUCCGACUCCACCGCAGAGCUGCCUCUCAACGGAUCUCUGUACUUCUUCGGCGACACCUUCCACAAAGUUUAUAUUAACACGAAUGGAUUUGUGUCCACGGUGGAGCCCGAGGCCGAGGAGGAGUACCUCGGGAAGAUGCCCUCCAAUUUCAAAAUGAUUGCGGCCCUGCUGGGGGACCUGGAGGACAGCGACGGACAGGGGAGGGUCCUCUUCAGGUGGGACAGCAGCCCGGAGGUCCUGAAUAAAUCUGCAGAGCACAUCAGGAGAGCUUUCCCCAGAGACGAGGGAGUGGAUCCCAUCACCGUCUUCAUCGUCACGUGGGAGAACAUGGCCGCCCGGGGGACGUCUGGACGAGGAGACCGACUGGACACCAAGAGAAACACUUUCCAGCUGGUUGUGGCCACAAUGGAGUUGUCUUCCUGCGCCAUCCUCUUGUACCCCCGAGACGGCAUGCAGUUCCUCUCCACGCCAGUAGGGGGCGAGAAUAAGAUCCUUGAGGCGGGAUUCAAUGAAGGACUGGUGGACGGCUGGUUCUGGAAAGCAUCAAUGGGAACGUACUUCCGCACCACCACCGAUGAAGAGAGCUCCAUCAGCGAACUCACUGAAAAAACCAACUCAGGACAGAAAGGAGUUUGGGUGUACGAGAUCGGCUCCUCGCCAUUCUUUGUCGCCAUUACACCCGGAGUGACCCCCGAGGACGAAGAGGCCAUCGAACCUCAAUCAACCGUGUUGCCAAGGCAAACUGAGGAAUCCCAGGUGGAGGAGAUCCCAACUGCCAAUGAAUACCAACCCAUUUACCCAGAAAGUGAGACUGACGAGCCAGAUUAUGAGCCAGACUUUGAGACUGUCACACCAGAAUACACCGACUUCGAGAGGGCUGAACCAAGAUACCCAGAACCAUCUGAACCAAGAUACCCAGAACCAUCUGAACCAAGAUACCCAGAACCAUCUGAACCAAGAUACCCUGAACCAUCUGAACCAAGAUACCCUGAACCAUCUGAACCAAGAUACCCAGAACCAUCUGAACCAAGUUACCCUGAACCAUCUGAACCAAGAUACCCAGAACCAUCUGAACCAAGUUACCCUGAACCAUCUGAACCAAGAUACCCAGAACCAUCUGAACCAAGAUACCCUGAACCAUCUGAACCAAGAUACCCUGAACCAUCUGAACCAAGAUACCCAGAACCAGUUGAGUCGAGGUACCCAGAACCAGUCCAACCAGUACCCCCCUAUAAUCGACCCCAGCAACCCCAGAUCGUCGUGGUUGACGAAGACGAAGAUCUCAAUGUGAAUGUAUUUUCGUACAAUUCGGAGACCUGCGCCCACAACCAGCAAACAUGCUCGGCCUUCGCUGACUGUCGGGAUUACAGCCAAGGGUACUGCUGCCAGUGUAAACCUGGUUACUAUGGAAAUGGAAAGGACUGUGUAGCAGAAGGAAAGCCACAGAGAAUGAAUGGAAAGGUGAACGGUCGAGUGUUCAUUGGGAACUCGGCUACACCCAUUGAGCUCAGUAACAACGACUUGCAUUCGUACGUGGUAACAAAUGACGGACGGGCCUACGUGGCCAUCAGCAACAUCCCAGCCGGUAUCGGUCCCUCCUUGCAGCCGCUGUCCUCUCUCGGAGGAGUCAUCGGCUGGGCCUUCGCUUUGGAGCAGCCCGGGUACCAGAACGGAUUCAGUCUCAUCGGAGGUGUGUUUUCCCGGCAGGCCGAGGUGAUCUUCCACCCUGGGAACGAGCGUCUGAACAUCAGGCAGCAGUUCAAAGGGAUCGAUGAGCACGACCACCUGGUGGUGAGCACCGAGCUGGAGGGGCGUCUGCCCGACAUCCCGCUGGGGUCCUCCGUCCAGAUCAACCCGUACAAGGAGAUCUACCAGUACGACAGAAACUUGAUCACUUCCUCCUCCAACCGCGACUACACCAUCACCUCGUCUGAAGACAACACUCAGACCAGAAGCUACCAGUGGCGUCAGACCAUCACCUUCCCGAGCUGCGUGCACGACGAGGCCAGCAGGGCGGCGAUGUCCACGCAGCAGCUCAGCGUGGACCAGAUCUUUGUGAUGUUCGAUCCCGAGAACAAUCUGAUCCGCUACGCCAUGAGCAACAAGAUCGGCUCCGUCCACAGUACUCUUCCAGAGCAGAACCCAUGUUUCACGGGCAGACACGGCUGUGACAUCAACGCUAUGUGCCGACCAGGUGAAGGCCUGCAGUUCACCUGUGAAUGUUCUUCUGGUUUCACUGGAGAGGGACGCUACUGCCAAGAUACUGACGAGUGCAGGGAGAAUCCUCAGAUCUGUGGAGCUAACUCCGUCUGCAACAACCAGCCCGGGACUUUCCGCUGUGAGUGUUUCACCGGCUUCCUGUUCGCCAGCGACGGACGGACCUGCAUCGAGGAGAACCGUCCCGUGGAUCACUGUCAGAGAGGAACUCAUGACUGUGAUGCUCCUGAUCGAGCGUCCUGCAGCUACACCGGCGGCUCCGCCUUCCUCUGCUCCUGCCUGCCGGGAUUUGUGGGCGACGGCCGGGUGUGUCAAGACGUAGACGAGUGUCAGCAGGACGUCUGCCACAGCGCUGCUUUCUGCUCCAACUCCCAGGGGUCCUUCGCCUGCCAGUGCCAUCCGGGUUUCCACGGUGACGGCUUCCAGUGCAGUCCCAUCUCUACAGAGCGUGAGCAGACGGUGUGUGAGCGCCACAGAGAGAGCGCUCAGUCCCCCCCCUCCUCCUCCGGCUCCGCGAUCUUCUCCUUCUUCCUUCCCCGGCCGGCUGUGGGUCAGUUCGUCCCUCAGUGCGACCUCCAUGGAGCCUACGAGCCGACGCAGUGCCACAGCUCCAUCGGGCAGUGCUGGUGUGUGGACGCCAGCGGGCAGGAGAUCCCCAACACCCGCACCGGACCGGGGAACACCGCCCUGUGUAUUGAUCAGGGGGUGAAUCCUCCUCCGGUGGGUCCAACCCCUCGACCAGACGUCCACCCCGUUGCUCCGGGGACUCACCUGCUGUUCGCUCAGAGCGGGAAGAUCGAGCGCGUUCCUCUGGACGGAAACAGCAUCAAGAUGGACGAGGCCAAACCUCUGCUGCACAUCCCCGACCGAGUGGUGAUCGCCCUGUCGUACGACUGCGUGGAGAAGAUGGUUUACUGGACCGACAUCACCGGGCCGUCCAUCAGCAGGGCGCGUCUGAGCGGAGGAGGCAUCAUCCCUGUCGUCACCACAGAUCUCCAGAGCCCUGAAGGCAUCGCGGUGGAUCACGUCUCGCGGCUCCUAUUCUGGACCGACUCCAUGCGCGACACGGUGGAAGUUUCCAAACUGGACGGCAGCCAGCGGCGAGUUCUGUUCGACACGGACCUGAUCAACCCGAGACCCAUCGUGGUCAACCCGGCGUACGGGCGGCUGUACUGGGCAGACUGGAACAGAGACGGGCCCAAAAUCGAGAUGUCGAACAUGGACGGGACGGAUCGGACGGUCCUGGUGAAAGACGACCUGGGGCUUCCCAACGCUUUGACCUUUGACAUCGAGCAACAGGAGCUGUGCUGGGCCGACGCAGGGACUCGUAAGUUGGAGUGUAUGGAUCCUCACCGGCGGCUGAGGAGGCAGAUCGUCGAGGGGAUCCAGUAUCCCUUCUCCAUGGUGUCCUUUGGAAAGAACCUUUAUUACACCGACUGGAGGAGAGAGGCGGUGGUCUCCGUGGACCGUUUCUCAGAGAAAGAGACCGAAGAGUUCCUGCCUCAGAAACGCUCUCGACCGUACGGCAUCACCUCGACACCGACGCAGUGUCCACAAGCCUAUAACUACUGCUCCAACAAUGGCGGCUGCUCUCACCUGUGCCUCCCGCGGCCCGGCGGCUUCACCUGCCGCUGCCCGGACGCCUCCGAGGGUCAGUGUGAGGAGAGGAACCUGUGAGGAACCUGUGAGCUGCUGCUGGGACACACAAAACACUCUUAACUCGACGUUGGUGUUUCCUACAUUUCUUACUUGAAUUGAACAUUUUCCACAAUCUUUUGUAUGUGUUUCUGGCCGUCGGAAGCUGUUCAGACUUUACUGUAUUUAUGAUGUCACACUUCAGGUGAGAUGAUUCACUUUUGAAUUCAGGUGUGUUUGUAUUUAGACUCCUGGGUGAAGAGUUUCUCCUCAAAAUGAGACCAAAGUGACACAAAAUCUUAAACAGGGAUUUUUUUUAAAGACCGUAGGUAAACCAAAAACCCUUGUGAUGAUAAUUAUUUGAAAAGGUACUGAACGAUAAACUAUACGUUGUUUUUUAUUAUAUUUUAAAGGUUUAACUCCUUCGUUUUUCCUUAUAACUGCGUAAACAAUCAGAUAUAAUUCAAUCAAUCUUCUGUAAUGAUUAAAUAAUUGAGAAAAAAAGGUUCGUAAGGGCCUUUUCGAAAUGUUAGACGUUUCAAAAAAUGCCUUAAAAGGUUUCUGAAAAGGAAAAACCUUUCCCUGAAGUUACUUUAGGACAGCCGUGUGUUAUCUGUCUUUAUCUAAUCUGAAUACAGGCAAUCCUUUGGCUGUAGCGCCCCCUAGAGGUGAAAGGCAGUCAUAUCAACUCAAAGGCCUUCUUAGAGUUGUCACACAUUUUUCUGAAACUAUUCAAGAGUUACAGAAAUAUCACAAAACCGAUGCAUCAUAUUUAGUUUAAUCCAAACAAAUAUAUAUAGUGUAUAUAUAUUGUAGCACAUUAAGUGAAGACUUGAUGAAAUAUGUACUAAGAAACGACCAAAAAGGCCUAAAAUAUGUUGCAUAAUUUCAGGUUUUUAUUAUACAAAAGGUAAAGUGGCCAUGUGACGACACUAUAUUGUCCACCAGAGUUUAUAUCCAAAAAAGUCUCCAUAAAAGCUCUAUUAGUUUCCGUAUGAUAAUAAAAAGCUAAUGUACUGAUAUGCUUUCUCUAAAAUGAUACAGGACGUUUUGUUUUUUAAAGGAUUGCAAAAGUUGUUUUUAUUGGCAGAGAUAUUGUAAAAUAAACCAAACCAAGCCAAUAUGGGAUUAUUCUAUAUUUUAGCGAUCUUAUGAUACAUUAGAUUAGUUUCCCCGACAGAGCUGACUUGUGUGUUAUUAUUAUUUUGGAAGUGGACCACUAUAAUCACCACUGUGACCCUGAGGUACACCACCUCAGGGCUAAAAACCUUUUUAUGACUUACAAGAUUUAUCGUGUUGUUUGUACUACGACUCAGUGUAUUUUUGAUAUGAACUUGUAAAUAAUGACCUGAUAUGCAGACGGUAUUCUCUCAUGUUUUAAUGUUUCCUGAGAUCUACCUGAAGACGAUUACUGUGAAGGUGUGAGGGAAGUAUCGAGAGAACAAGCGGUAUGUUUCUGUCAUGUGAACAUCUUUUUAUUCAAGACUGGACAGUGCUGAAUUAGGAGCUAGUCACUGUGUUUUCAUCUCAAAUAAAAGUAGACAAAACUACAAAAAAUACAUGUUUUGAAAGACUCCUCAAAUAUACCUGCAAAUAUUGAAAUUAGGGAAUGUUAAGCGACAUAAUCAAACUGCUUCUUAUGUCAACAAUUAUUUAAAAUGAUCCUAAAACCUGGACAAAUACAAUUAUCCAAUUUUGAGAAGCUUAUUGUAGCAGCGAUAUUUUUCAAAUAUUCAUUUGGGCAGCAAUCUUACUUUUUCAAACAUGAAAAUACACUUUAAUUUGGAUUCAAACCCGUCAAAGACUGUCAAAAUCUUAAUUUGAUUAUAUUAUUUAAUUGUAAUAUUGCCUGACUAUUCUAACCUGCUGCUAAAAAAUAAUAAAAAGUAAAAAGUCCCUCAUUUGUAAAGUGAAGUUUCUAGUUUUGUUUGAUAUAAACACAAAUUGUUAAAAAAAAUAAUCCAGAAAUGUGGUCGUUAGAGAAUGAGCCGAGCUUGUGAAACAGGUAAAAAGGUGACUCAAUAUUUUUACAGCAGCAGGAAAAACGUCUGAACUGGUGCUAAUGUUUAAAACAGUCUGUUUGCAUGACAGGAACAUCAUUGUGUUGAAGGUGAAGUGAAGAGCAGGUCGGUGCAGCGUUUCUAAACUCAGCUCAGGUUUUUUUGUUGUUGUGGUAACUGAUCCCCCAUCAGGGAGGAAACGGUCUGUUCUGACUAUCAGCCAGAGGGAACAUUAACAACCUGUACAGCCUCAAUAAAACAUGUUUAAAACAAAA